UUGUAUCACAAAGUUCAAAUCCACUCAUAAGGGUUUGUACAGCACGACAGUGAUGCAAGCAUGCCAAGUCAGCCAGUGGAUUCAAACUGAGGAUAUUAGUGGAAAAAAUAUAUAGAAAAAGUGUUAGUGUUUCAGUCGGCUUUCUUUAUAAAGUUAAUAGAAUUUGUUUCUCCCCGGACACAUUUUGCGGCAGCACGAUAAGAACACCGUCCGGUCAGUAUCGUUCGCCUGUGAAACGGACCCGUGAAAACACACGCACGUUUUAUCUCGAGAAGAGCGGCAACUCGGAGUCCCCCGACAGCGUCGCUAACAUGUCCAAGAGCGACAUACUGAGAGGAAUCAUCACUGAGAAACUGAGCACAGCCGCCCGGGAGAUCUUAGCGGUGGUGGAGCGGACUGUAGCAGACUAUGAGGAGGAGGCUGCGGGCUUCAGGCAGGAGAUCGACCGGCAGAGGAGGCAGCUGGAGCUUCUGCAGCCUCGGGUUAAGCUUGAGAGAAGAGAUCUGAACAUCCAUGAGGUGGUGGUCAUGACCGGAGACAAAGAGGAUCAGCAGCACACACAUCUGCCGGGUAUGGAGGGUGCUGGAAGUCCAAGUCUGCUACGUCGUGAUGAAGAUGAGCAGCGGAUGGCCCAAAUGUCGACAAGUUCCAGGCAGAAAAGAGAAAAUCUGAUGCACCCGGAUUAUGAAAUGCCAAGGUUACAAAUGCAAUGUCAACAGUUUGGAUGUUACAGGAAGAAGUCCAGCAAACAUUGGCUCAGUGACACACAGAGGCAUCUACAUUUCAGGAUUUGUUUCCUGGAGGACUCUCAAGGCGGGUUUAAAAAAAGUCUGUUUGAGGACCUGAAGUGUCCCCGUGAUCUAAAGGAGGGUGACUUCUUGGACAUGAUCAAGUCCACGUUCCCUCAGCUGGCCGGAGACAAACCGCUGAACAUCUUCAAGUCUGACCACAGUAAGAGACUCCAGAGGCUCAUGCUGAAGACCCUGACACCAGAAGAGAUCUACAGGACCAUGAAGCCCACCGGGCUUGAAAAGCCUGUCCUCUAUGUCAAACCUAAGACAGGAGAGGAAGAUGAAGAGGAAGAACUUCAUCUGUUACCCACAAGUGAUAAACCUUUAACACACAGUGGCAGAGUGCUUAUGAAAGGCGGUGAAGCCAUUUCAAGCUCUGUUCAACAUUUAGACAAUACCAAAGUGGAUGUCAUGGCCAACAGCUCAGCAUCACAACUACAGCUCUUGCUAAGAAAAGAUGCUGCUGAAAACGGGUCUAGUGAUGGCAAACAUGGAGUCGUGGCAUUAAACCCCGAGCUGCAGGUGGCAAAAAGUUUGAAGGCAAUAGAGCUCCAAAGUAGUUCGGAGACAAUUCAGACAAGUACAAUAGCCUGUAAAGUGUGUGGACUCCAGGGAAACCAGGACAGCUUGAUUCAACAUGCAUGGAGUCACAUGGAUGAGUCACCGGCUGUUUGUGGAAUUUGUGGAGAACAUUUUGAAUCAGUGGAAACAUUAAAGGGACAUCUUGCAAACGACCCAAAAUAUCACAACUCUAAUAACCAAACGUCUCUGCAAACAGAGGCGAAACAAUACAAAUGUGAAAUUUGCGCUAAAUCAUUUGGUCUAAAGGAGCAGCUGGAAAUUCAUUGCAAGGAGCACACUGGCCUACAGAAAUACCACUGCAACAUCUGCGGGAAACCUCUCUCCCAUCUUCGAUCAAUGAGCCGGCACAAGCUGACUCACACAGUGGAGCGACCCCACAGUUGUGAAGUUUGCGGGAAGCGUUUCAAAUGCCCGCACGUUUUAAAUUCUCACAAGAAAAUCCACACGGUCAGGGAGCGGUCGUAUCUCUGCCACAUCUGCUGCAAAACCUUCAUGUCAAACAGCGUUCUGUCUACUCACAUGAAGAUUCACAGCAACGAGAGGCCACACAUCUGCUUAGUGUGCAAGAAGGCUUUUGUUUACAAAGGCAGUCUAAAGGCUCACAUGCGAAUGCACACCGGCGAGAAACCGUACAGCUGUUCCCAGUGCGGCCGCUCCUUCAAGCACAAGUGUCACCUGAACGACCACGUCAGGAGCCAUGCAGGCAUCAAACAGUUUGUGUGCAGCAUUUGUGGGAGAGCGUGCUCUCGCCAAACUCAGCUGAAGACCCACAUGAGGACCCAUAAUGGAGAUAAACCGUACCAGUGCGACAUCUGCAAGAGGUCCUUCUCGCAGCGUGGUACUCUCAAGUCACAUGUGAAGAUCCAUGAGGCCAAAAAAACAGACAGUGACCCGCCCGAAAACCAGACAGUGUGUUAACAUGGGCUCGAUUCCCUCCUGUGCAACUUGUAGGACUUGACUUUUUUCUUUUUUUUUUUCUUUUAAAGAAAAAGUGUUAAAUGAGCUAUUCCUUUGGUAACAAAGCUCAUGACAUAAAUACUUGGAUCUUGAGAGAAGGACAUGAAUAAAAAUCAUUUAAUGAAUAAAUAAUUUUUAUUAAGAAAGAACUGAAUAAUUGGUUGUCUUUCUGGAUAUAAGUACUGAAAAACCAAAAGAGAUGACUAGUUCUGCUUUUUUGAAAGACAAUUAAGCCAAAUCUAAAGGGAAGAAAUCUAAAUGUAAGGAACAUGUUUGAAUGAUUAAAAAAAACACACCAACAGAUUCACAGAAAUAACUGACCCUAUCAUACCAUGUAGCGUAAGGAAAAACAUGAAAG
Messenger RNA from Oreochromis niloticus (Nile tilapia), 2688 nucleotides. RefSeq names its product zinc finger protein 250. The coding region runs from base 312 to 2291 and encodes 659 amino acids. Gene Ontology annotation, biological process: regulation of transcription by RNA polymerase II. The transcript has 7 exons. The record is from RefSeq and is a predicted model, not a curated record. Gene Ontology annotation, molecular function: DNA-binding transcription activator activity, RNA polymerase II-specific; RNA polymerase II cis-regulatory region sequence-specific DNA binding. Lineage: Eukaryota; Metazoa; Chordata; Actinopteri; Cichliformes; Cichlidae. Gene Ontology annotation, cellular component: nucleus.